Messenger RNA from Aureobasidium pullulans EXF-150, 1200 nucleotides. Its product is annotated as transcription initiation factor IID, TAF10 subunit. Gene Ontology annotation, molecular function: RNA polymerase II general transcription initiation factor activity; promoter-specific chromatin binding. Gene Ontology annotation, cellular component: transcription factor TFIID complex; nucleus; SAGA complex. NCBI's taxonomy places the organism in Eukaryota, Fungi, Ascomycota, Dothideomycetes, Dothideales, Saccotheciaceae. Bases 28 to 756 code for a protein of 242 amino acids. Gene Ontology annotation, biological process: transcription initiation at RNA polymerase II promoter. The record is from RefSeq and is a predicted model, not a curated record. The transcript has 3 exons.
GCCAAUCACUUCAUCAACCCAAUCACCAUGGCCGACACGGAAGAUCGCGCCCAGGGCGAUACCAAGGUAGAGGCACCUCAAGCCACGACCGAACAACCGACUGCAGCUCCCGCGGCCGACGACAUCGAAGCAUCCAUCGAUCAAGAAAUGCAAUCCGCCGACCACGACGACAGCAGCCACACCAUGGACAACAGCAGUAACUCUAAGAGCGGAACUACUUUGGGUCUCGAUGGCACAAGCGACGAAUCUCCAACCGUGCCCCAGAUCGAGACCAGGAUGCCGGCAAAGAAGGACGUCGCAUUGCGCGACUUCUUGGGCAAGAUGGACGAGUAUGCGCCAAUCAUCCCUGACGCAGUCACAAAUUACUACCUUACUCUUGCUGGACUACCACCACCACCAGCCACCCCACCCCACCUUGCGCGACUCCUUGCCCUGGCCGCUCAGAAGUUCAUCGCAGACAUUGCAGCAGACGCAUACCAAUAUUCGCGCAUUAGGUCCACCAACACCACAUCCAACAACCCUUUGACUGGACUUGGCGGCGCAGCUGGCUUUGGUAUGAUGCCGACAGAAGAGGGCGGCGCCAAAGGCAAGGGUAAGGACGCCGCAAAGGGCGCUCAAAUUGGCGGUCCUCGCCCUGGCUAUGGUGGCGGCGGUGUGGGAUCAUCAGGUGGCCGAACAGUCCUGACCAUGGAGGAUCUGGGCAUGGCCGUCGGAGAGUAUGGCGUCAACGUCAAGAGAGGCGAGUUCUACCGGUAAUCUUCUUGCAUAGCAAGUACAUGGGCAGGCGUUUUCAGGAUCAACUGGGCUGGGAUACUGGCGGCAAACUGGCACGCAUUCCUUACGACAUGGGUCAAGGCGUUCAGGGGCAUGACAGGACAUGCAUCACGCAUCUGUCAAUAGAUGAGACUGUACCAUAGUGACAAAGGACUCUGACCACAGACUGUCCAAAACCGAUAACAAUUCAGAGCACUGAUAUUCAUGGAAAGAAAGUAACAAAAUGAGGCAGCCAAAACGUGCCCCCCUGACUUUGGUAUUUUGUACAUGAGAACCCAAUGAACGCCGGAUAUUGGAAGAUGAUGCUCCUGCAGAUGAUGUACAUUUACUUGUUCUUGGUCUGUUUGUAGGUGAAGCGCUUUCUCGUCGCCGAGAACUCUCCAAGCUUGUGGCCGACCAUGUCCUCAGUGAUCCUGACAUCGUUGU